Molecule: messenger RNA, 4380 nt
Organism: Rhododendron vialii
Lineage: Eukaryota; Viridiplantae; Streptophyta; Magnoliopsida; Ericales; Ericaceae
Exons: 6
Coding region: 81-4235 (1384 amino acids)
Source: RefSeq, a predicted model, not a curated record
AGUUCAAACCCAAAACCAUUUUCAUCCAAAACACUACCACCAAGUAUAACACAACUGCUUCUCUUGAUUUCAUUGGUAAAAUGCAAUUCCACUUAACUGAAAUGAGACAAGGGGAGAAUGAGAAGGCUCUCCAGGGCCUUACAUCGACCAUCAGAACCCACAUCAGUGAAGGUGUCAACAAAACCGAUUCCUUAUUCUCUUCAGCUUGCAUUUACAGGGUGCCCAAAGAGCUUCGUAAGCUGAAGCAAAAUGCCUACACCCCUCGCCUCAUCGCUAUUGGCCCUCUUCACCAAAAAGACAAACAUCUCAAAACACCUUUCCAAGGGGUUAAAAAGAGCUACACGUAUAACCUACUUUCUCGACUGACUGCAGUAAAGAUGGAGGGAUCAGAAAAGAAGUAUGAGUACUCCACGGUGUUACAGGAAUGCGUGAAGGAAAUGAAGGACUGCAUAGACAAGGCCAAGAAAUGCUACGCGGAAGAAUUAGAUGUGAGCGACGACCAUAUGUUGGAAAUGAUGUUGGUCGAUGGUUGCUUCAUCCUUGAACUUCUCUACAGAUCCUUCGACGAAUCAAAACCCAAAGAAGCAAAGAACAUACCCAAAGAAGAAGGACAAGAAGGAAAGCGUAAUGGAGCAUCUACAUCAUCAGAUCUUUCGACACCCCUUUUACAGGUACCUUCAACAAGACUUUUGUCUUCUUCUUUUUCUGUUAAUUUUUUGGGCAAAGUAUGGAUUACUAAGAUUUGGCCAUUUGACAGAACCAAGAGGGAUGUGCUUCAAUGGAAUUGGACUACCGAUAAUCGCUUUUCUUCCAAGUCAGUUUACCACCAAUGGGAAGAGAUUGGUCAUUCUCGGAACCAACUUUUGGGCUCACUGUGGAAAAAUCUUUGCCCUCCUAAGGUGGAAAUUUUUUCGUGGCUGGCGAUUCAGGAUAGGGCCCCAACACGAUCAGAGCUCUUCAGUAGGAAUAUCAUUCAAGAGGGCCAAACAGUUUCCUGCCCUUUGUGUUCCUUGCAUCUCGAAACUCCUGAUUAUCUUUUCUUGCACUGUAUAUUCUCUUGGAAUAUUUGGUCUCUAAUUUUGGAUUGGUGGCAUGUUUCGUGGGUUUGUCCUAAUUCGUUGGCAAAUUUAGCUAUAUGGUGGUUUGACAGCGGGUUUAGGAAUCUGGAGAAAAAUAUAUGGGAAGUGUCUUUCUAUGCCACUUUGUGGUCUUUGUGGCUAGCCCGGAAUGACUUCGUCUUUAACAAUGCAAAUUUGAGUGUCGAGGCCUCCAAUAUUGUAUCGACCGGAAUGAAAGGAAUGACCAGAAUGCAUAGAAGAAUGCAUGGAACGGCCAUAAUGCGGAGCCCUCUGGUAGGAGAGAGUGAAAUCAAAACCAGCUGCGGGGAAAAAAAUAUUGACCCUAUUUGGCAUUGCAACUUGACUGCCACCACCGUCAAACACGACUUGGUACUCUUGGAGAACCAAAUUCCUUUUUUUGUGCUUGAGAAAUUGUUCCGACUCACUGUGGAUCGGAUCCAAAAUAGUCGUCCUCUCAAGUUUUCGCUCGACCAUUAUGUCGUUCACUACUUUGGCAGCAUGAUGAGUCAAGAAGAAGAUUCCACAAGCAGUGGUGGCACGACGGCACCAACUAGUCGUGGUUCGCCUGGUGACAGCACUGUCCUAAGGAUUUCUCUCGACGACCAAAUGAAAAGUUCCGAAGAAGACGGAGUUCAAACUAGUCAUGCGCAAAGGUACUACUAUCAUAUUCUCCAUAAACUACAUGAGUAUUACCUUCCACAAAAAGAACUCAAUAAACCGCAUGAGGAUUACCUUCCACAACAUCAAACAAAAGAGAAAAAACCUGGCGAGGAAGGACGUUUCGAAAUGAUCAUGCCUUGUGCAUCAGAGCUCGACUAUGCAGCAGUCAAGUUUGAACCCGUUAGAAAAGAUCUAUUCAAGGUCGAUUUCAUUGAUCCUAAAGGCCCAUUCUGGUGGUGUCACAUGGCCCGUUUCAAAAUCCCUAUGCUAGAGAUAUACGACGAAACGGAGCUAUUCCUCAGAAACCUCAUCGCCUUUGAACAGUGUUGCCCUGGGGUUUCGCUGCAGUACUUCACGUCCUAUGCAUACCUCAUGGACAUGUUAAUUAACUCUGAGAACGACGUCCAGGUGCUCGAACAGGCCGAAGUCAUUUUUAACUAUUUGGGCGCCAGAGCGGACGCCACCAAACUGUUCAACAACCUAUGCAAGGAAGUUGGUCUAGGGGAGUUCUUUUUCGCCGCCAUGUGCAACAAAGCCACGGCGUAUAGUAAGGGUCGUUGGCCGAAGAACUUGGCAUACAUUCGAAGAACUUUCUUUGCUUCUCCAUGGACUUUCAUAGCUUUCGUUGUGGCCUUCAUCGCUUUUGGCAUACAGAUUGUUACGUUUGUCCAGAGCACGUUAAUUAUGUUAAAAGUAAGUAAUGCCUUGUUUAAUUUUGUUUUCUGGGCUAGCUUUAGUGGCCAUAAUUUUUCUUGGCAAAGGCCAAAACCUUUUUCACCCAAUACACUAUCAACAAGUAUAACACAACUGCUUCUUGAUUUCAUUGAUAAAAUGCAAUUCCACUUAGCUGAAAUGAGUCAAGGGGAGAAUGAUUAUGAGAAGGCUCUUCAGAGCCUUACAUCGACCAUCGGAAACAAUAUCUGUGAAGGUGCCAAGAAAGCCGAAUUCUUACUCUCUUCGGCUUGCAUUUUCAGGGUGCCCGAUGAGCUUCUUAAGCUAAAGGAAAGUGCCUACAUCCCUCGACUCAUCGCUAUUGGCCCUCUCCACCAAAAUGACAAACACCUCCAAACACCUGCGCGAGACAUCAAAAAGAGCCUCACAAAUUCCCUACUUUGUCGACUGACUACAGGAAUGCCGGAUGAAUCAGAAGAUGAGUCGUAUAAGUCCACGGUGUUACAAGAAUGUGUGAAGGAAAUGAGGGACUGCGUAGACAAGGCCAGGAAAUGCUACGCAGUAGAAUUAGAUCUGAGUGACGACCAUAUGUUGGAAAUGAUGCUGGUCGAUGGUUGCUUCAUCCUUGAACUUCUCUACGGAUCCUUCGACGAAUCAAAAUACAUACCCAAAGAAGCAAAGAACAUACCCAAAGAAGAAGGACAAGAAGGAAAGCGUAAUGGAGCAUCUACAUCAUCAGAUCUUUCGACACCCCUUUUACAGGCCUCGGGAAUGACCAGAAUGCAGAGCCCUCUGGCAUUGCAACUUGAGACAGAAGUACUGCGACUUGAGAGUGAAAUCAAAAUCAGCAGCGGGCAAAAAAAUACCGACCCUAUUUGGGCUGCCAACACCGUCCAACAUGACUUGCUACUCCUGGAGAAUCAGAUCCCUUUCUUUGUGCUCGAAAAAUUGUUCCGACUCACUGUCGAUCGGAUCCAGAAUAAUCGUACCCGUAAGUUUUCCCUCAACGACUACGUCUUUCACUACUUUGGCAACAUAGUGAGUCCAGAAGAAAAUUCCACAAGCAGUGGUGGCACGACGGCUCCAGCUAGUCGUGGUUCGCCUGGUGACAGCACCGUCCUUCGGAUUUCUCUCGACGACCAAAUGAAAAGUUCCGAAGAAGAUGGAGUUCUAACUAGUAACGCGCAAAGGUACUAUCAUAUUCUCCAUAAACUACACGAGUAUUGCGUUCCACAAACAGAACAAACAAGAGAGAAAGGACACAUCGAAAUCAUGCCUUGUGCAUCAGAGCUCGACUAUGCAUCAGUCAAGUUCGAACCCGUUCCAGGAAAAGAUCUAUUCAAGGCCGAGUUCAGCGAACCCAAAGGCCCGUUCCGAUGGUGUCAGACGGCACGUUUCAAAAUCCCUGUGCUAGAGAUAUACGACAACACGGAGCUAUUCCUCAGAAACCUCAUCGCCUUCGAACAGUGCUGCCCUAAGGUUUCGCAGCACUUCACGUCCUACGCGGUCCUCAUGGACAUGCUCGUGAACUCCGGGAGAGACAUCCAGUUGCUCGAAAGGGCCGGGGUCAUGCGUAACCAUUUGGGUUCUAGAGCGGACGCCACCAACCUAUUCAACAACCUGUGCAAGGGAGUUGCUCUAGAGGAGUUCUUCUUCGCCGACAUGUGCAGCAAAGCCACGGCGCAUAGUAAGCGUCGUUGGCCGAAGAAUUUGGCACACAUUCGAAGAACAUACUUGUCUUCUCCAUGGAGUUUCAUAGCUUUCUGCGUGGCCUUCAUCGCUUUUGGCAUACAGAUUGUUACGUUUAUCCAGAGUUUCCUUUAAUUAACGAGGAUAAUUAUCAUGAAUAUCAGCAAAUGCACUUAAUCCACAUUGAUGUUUUAAUUUGUGUAUUAAUUUGUUGACACAUCGGUGAUAGGCACCUUAAUUAUGUUAAAAGUAAGUAAUGCCUUGUUUAUUUUUGUUUCCA